UGUAGGGCCCCAUAAACCCUAAUUAUCACACUCAAAAACCAGAACAACAACAGAGAAAACAAAAACUUCAAAGCUUCAAUCAGCAAUGGCGAAUCAUCGGCGAUGUAUCCAAACCCUAACUCAACAACUUUUCAAAUCAAACCUUCAUCCUAACCCACCACCACUCAUUCAACACCUCAGAACCCUAACACAGAUCCCCAAUUUUCCCCUAAAACCCUUCAACCCUAACUCUCACCACACGCUUUCAAACCCUAAUUUCAAUUCUUCAUCUUUUAACCUCACUACGUAUCGCCAUUUUUCAUCUGAUAAUAACAAUGAAAGCGAAGAAGAUGAAAGUGAGUUCGAUGAUGAUGAUGAUGAUGAUGAUGAAAUGGAGAUGAAUUCGGUGAGUUGUGUUGCGAAGAGAGAGUAUACACCGGAAGAGAAAGAAAGUGAGGCUGCUGCUAUUGGAUAUAAGGUGAUUGGGCAGCUCGAGCGGUCGGACCGGGUUUUUAAGGAGUAUGAAGCUGUGUUUGCUGUUAUUCAGAUUGGGGCACAUCAGUUUAAGGUGAGCAAUGGGGAUUGCGUAUACACGGAGAAGUUGAAGUUUUGUGAAGUGAAUGACAAGAUAAUUCUAAAUAAGGUUCUCAUGCUCGGUUCCAAGACUCAGACGAUGAUUGGUCGACCUGUAUUGCCUGAGGCAGCUGUUCAUGCAGUUGUAGAAGAGCAUGCUUUGGAUGCAAAAGUAAUCAUAUUUAAGAAAAAGAGAAGAAAGAACUAUCGACGAACAAAAGGUCAUAGACAGGAAUUAACAAAGCUGAGGAUAACCGAUAUACGAGGAAUUGAAAAGCAGCCCGAAAUACCAACCCCUGCAAAGAAGGUAGAAAAGGCAGCAGUUGCUGCUGCAUAGGAUGAACUUUGUUGUAGGUGUUAGUUUUCAGGAAUUAUACUUUCAUGAUGUUUUAUUUAUUCUCUCUUUGUCUUUUUUUCUCAAAUCAUUUCAGCCCACCUUUAUCUUUUCUUUUGUUUUAAUAUUUUGCUGAUCAUCUAUGAAACAAGGGCUCCAAUCACCCUUCUUGCUGAUUUGUUGCAAUUUUGUAUUAAAUAAGUUUGUAUUUUUGAGGACAUGAAGCUUUAGGGAAAGAACAUUACAUGGUUCAAAAAAA
This is a messenger RNA of Helianthus annuus (common sunflower), 1145 nucleotides long. RefSeq names its product 50S ribosomal protein L21, mitochondrial. Lineage: Eukaryota; Viridiplantae; Streptophyta; Magnoliopsida; Asterales; Asteraceae. Gene Ontology annotation, cellular component: ribosome. Gene Ontology annotation, biological process: translation. The transcript is spliced from 5 exons. Gene Ontology annotation, molecular function: structural constituent of ribosome; RNA binding. The record is from RefSeq and is a predicted model, not a curated record. Bases 86 to 889 code for a protein of 267 amino acids.